AAACAAGGCCUUAACCAAGGCGUUCAUAGGGGUUUCCCGACGCCUCAACCGCCGCACAAGUUCCCAGCAACUCCCUCCGGCGUCACCGUCGUUCUUUGCCGGAAACUUCGGCAGCGACAGCGGUUCAUUCCGUUCUUGCCUCAUCUUACUAUCACUCAGUUCCAUUUGCAACGGAAAUGUAACGCUUCCGGCAACACUCAUUCCUCCGGUAUGGACUUUCCCUCCCGGACGGCGACCGAAGCCACGCGAUGAACCCGUUGACACGGCCCGAAGAUUCGGAUCUCAACAGAAUCUGGGGCUCGCUAUCUUUUUUGGUUUGGGGGUUGAACCGGGUUCGAUUCACCCAGUUAUGACUUUGCCGUAGAAAACGACGUCGGCUGUGCAAUUGAGCCGAAUCGAAGCAAUGGCCGAGAAAUCUAAAAGUGAAGAAGAAUGUGAAGCCAUGAUUCACAAGAGUUUCCGAACUCCAAUGGUGAGGUUUUUGAGGGAACGUUUGGAGAAAGCUGGGUGUGGUGUGGGAGACAAUUUUUUCAAAGCUGUUACUUGCAAGCAGCAAAUGGCUGGUAGUUAUGUUCGUGGUGAAGGGGUAAGAGUGUGCAGCAAUUAUGUACGAAUUCAAGACGACGUCAACCUGGUGGUAAUUCGUGAGCUAAUUCAUGCAUUUGAUGAUUGUCGUGCUGCCAACUUGGAUUGGUCUGAUUGUGCUCAUCAUGCUUGUACUGAGAUACGAGCUGGUCAUUUAAGUGGUGAUUGUCAUUACAAGCGGGAACUACUGAGAGGUUUCAUGAAACUACGAGGGCAUGAACAAGAAUGUGUCCGAAGAAAAGCUAUGAAAGCAUUGUCUGCAAAUCCCAAUUGUUUUGGUUUUGCUGCCAAGGAUUCCAUGGAAGCUGUAUGGGAUGUCUGUUACAAUGAUACACAACCCUUUGAUAGAGCUCCUUAGAAUCUGCAUGGUUGGUACUAACAUAUAGCAGCCAGUUAUUCUUUCUUUGAGGAAAAUUUUUGCUAGCCAUUGGCUUAGAAUCAUAAUGGCACAUUGUUGAGUACUAUAAACGUGAUUCAAAUUGAAUGCUUAUUUAUUUAUUUCAUGGAAAACUUUUGUCUGUUGCAACUCCACGUGGAAGAUCAUACAGUUUUGAUGUGAACACUUAUUCCUCAGACAAAUUAUUAUAGCCACAUUUCAAUUUGAAAGGCUUGUGUCAAUGGGGUGGACAUUG
Messenger RNA from Abrus precatorius (Indian licorice), 1217 nucleotides. RefSeq names its product mitochondrial inner membrane protease ATP23-like. The transcript has 6 exons. The coding region runs from base 404 to 943 and encodes 179 amino acids. Gene Ontology annotation, biological process: mitochondrial proton-transporting ATP synthase complex assembly; mitochondrial protein processing. The record is from RefSeq and is a predicted model, not a curated record. Gene Ontology annotation, molecular function: metalloendopeptidase activity. Lineage: Eukaryota; Viridiplantae; Streptophyta; Magnoliopsida; Fabales; Fabaceae. Gene Ontology annotation, cellular component: extrinsic component of mitochondrial inner membrane.